AUGGACUACGGUGAUGAUGAUAAGAAUGGUAAAUUACAGACGACCAAUACAUUGACGCAAAUAGAGUCGCAGCAAGACGAUUUCUCUUCGCCAUUAAAAAGGUUAAAGGACUCCUUUAAACAAAGUGAACUGGCACCUAUCGAUGAAGACAGUGGAUUUGAUGGCCUGUCAGAGAAGGAGAAGAUACAAUUGAAACUAGCUUCUCAGCCGUACGAAAAAGUACUGAGCCAGAGGCACCUGACCAUGAUUGCCAUUGGAGGUACUUUGGGUACUGGUCUCUUUAUCGGACUAGGUUACUCAUUGGCAUGUGGGCCAGGUGCUCUUCUCAUAGGGUUUUUAUUAGUUGGAACCUCGAUCUUUUGUGUUGUUCAAAGUGCUGCAGAGCUUUCCUGUCAGUUCCCUGUCUCGGGAUCUUACGCUACACACGUAAGCAGGUUUAUAGACCAAUCGAUUGGGUUUACGGUGGCCACGAACUAUGCACUCUCGUGGUUGAUUUCUUUUCCUAGCGAGCUCAUUGGUUGCUCUUUAACGAUAUCUUACUGGGAUCAGACCACUAAUCCCGCCGUUUGGGUGGCAAUCUUCUAUGUUUUCAUUAUGACUCUCAAUCUCUUUGGUGUAAGAGGAUUUGCAGAAGUGGAAUUUGUUUUGUCAGUAAUUAAAAUCCUGGCCAUUAUUAUUUUCAUUAUAAUAGGAAUCAUUUUGAUUGCAGGAGGUGGUCCCGAUUCGAAGGGGUAUAUCGGGACGAAAUACUGGCACGACCCCGGUUCAUUCAAUAACCCCGUCUUUAAGAAUUUAUGCAAUACCUUCGUUUCCGCAGCAUUUUCAUUUGGAGGUAGUGAGCUUGUUCUUUUGACUAGUAAAGAAUCAAAAAGCGUUUCAGCGAUUUCACGCGCGGCUAAAGGAACAUUUUGGAGGAUUGCAAUUUUUUAUAUUACAACUGUUGUAAUUAUUGGUUGUCUGGUGCCGUACACCGAUGAUAGGCUGCUGAAUGGUCGCUCUGAUGAGGAUGUGACAGCAUCUCCUUUUGUUAUUGCAUUGAGCAACACUGGUUCUAUGGGUAAGAAAGUAUCGGAUUUCAUGAAUGUUGUUAUAUUGAUAGCAGUGGUAUCAGUGUGCAACUCGUGCGUUUACGCUGCUUCCAGAGUUAUUCAGGCGUUAGGGGCUUCUGGACAAUUACCAAAGAUAUGUGGCUACAUUGAUAGAAGAGGUAGGCCUCUUGUAGGUAUUGCAAUUUCUGGGAUAUUUGGUUUGUUAGGCUUUUUGGUCGCUUCCAGUGAAGAGAGUAAGGUAUUUACGUGGCUUUUUGCUCUGUGUUCUAUUUCAUCCUUUUUCACAUGGUUCUGUAUCUGCUAUUCGCAAAUUAGAUUCAGAAUGGCUCUAAAAUAUCAGGGAAGGUCUACCGACCAGAUUGCUUAUAAGUCUAUGUUAGGUGUUUAUGGUGGAAUAUUGGGAUGUAUACUGAAUAUUUUACUGAUUGCAGGUGAAAUUUACGUUUCUGCGUCUCCUGUGGGUGAAAAGAGCACUGCAGAGGGCUUUUUUGAGUACUGUUUAAGUAUCCCAAUCAUGAUUUCCGUUUAUGUGCUUCAUAGGAUUUAUCGGAAAGAUUGGACUCAUUGGUAUAUUAAAAGGAGCGACAUCGAUCUUGACACCGGCUGUUCUGUGGAAAACAUUGAGCUAUUCAAAGAGCAAAGAGAGGAGGAAAAAAUUUACGCAGCUACAAAGCCAUUUUACUACAAGAUUUACCGGUUUUUGUGUUGA
Molecule: messenger RNA, 1758 nt
Organism: Zygosaccharomyces rouxii
Lineage: Eukaryota; Fungi; Ascomycota; Saccharomycetes; Saccharomycetales; Saccharomycetaceae
Product: amino acid permease
Exons: 1
Coding region: 1-1758 (585 amino acids)
Biological process (GO): amino acid transmembrane transport
Cellular component (GO): membrane
Molecular function (GO): amino acid transmembrane transporter activity
Source: RefSeq, a predicted model, not a curated record